This is a messenger RNA of Magnusiomyces paraingens, 882 nucleotides long. RefSeq lists its product as uncharacterized. Gene Ontology annotation, cellular component: endoplasmic reticulum membrane. The record is from RefSeq and is a predicted model, not a curated record. The transcript has a single exon. Lineage: Eukaryota; Fungi; Ascomycota; Dipodascomycetes; Dipodascales; Dipodascaceae. Gene Ontology annotation, biological process: phospholipid biosynthetic process; lipid storage; lipid droplet organization. Bases 1 to 882 code for a protein of 293 amino acids.
AUGUCGACAACUUCACCAGUAGCGGCUUCAGCUUCUUCUCCCUCGGUGGCUAGUGAUAAACGCGCUAUGCGUUACUUUGGUGGACGGGCCACGGUAGUAGAAGUUGGAAUUCUGGCAAUAUAUCCAUUGGCGAUAUUUCUUGGAUUUCUUGUACAACUGUGUGGCGGCGACUCGCCAUCAUACUUUAGCAACAAGCGCAACUUGAUCAAUGUUUAUAUUAUCAAACGUGGAUGGCUCUGGGUAACGCUGUUGGUUGGACUGCAUGCAUAUACCAUUCAUCAACGAAACUCACCUCUUAGUCAGCGCGCGCUGCGCAACUUGUUGGUGCGAUAUGCACUUGCAACAGCAUGGUGGAUCUUUUUCACACAGUGGUUUUUUGGUCUACCCAUCAUGGAUAAGGUUUUUGUGUUAACAGGUGGCGGAUGCGCGGUGGAUGCGCAGACACCAGCCCUUAACACCAUGUCAUCGGCAAAGUGUCGAACAAUUGGCGGGUCAUGGGUAGGAGGAUAUGAUCCCAGUGGACACACAUUUCUCAUCACACACUCGAGUUUAUUUCUAUGGAACGAGCUGCUGCCGUAUAUUCAACGACACUAUUUGCAUAAGAGCCAGCAAACUGAGCAUGGGAGUGUUGUUGACGAGAUGCUGGUGAAUGGUCAACAUGAGCAGCCGCCAUCUAUUUUUAAGAGCGUGGUGUUUAAAGCAGCAGCACUGCUAAUUUUCAUCUUUUGGUGGAUGCUUUUGAUGACGGGUGUUUAUUUCCAUUCUAUUUUGGAAAAGCUAUCUGGUCUAGGGUGGGGUUAUAUUGAAAUAUUGGCGGUAUUUUUCGCAUCUCACGAGCUUGGCCCUGAGAUUGAGCAGUGGCUCAGUGUUGUGCCUGUUUAG